Marchantia polymorpha subsp. ruderalis is the source of this 1877-nucleotide messenger RNA. Lineage: Eukaryota; Viridiplantae; Streptophyta; Marchantiopsida; Marchantiales; Marchantiaceae. The record is from the annotation of a GenBank genome assembly.
GGACAUCGUGAAGUUGCAGACUUUUGCAGAUGACAUUCCUGACGUUUCAUAUCGAAGCCUUCACUUUCGUCUCCAGCUCAUUCAGAAGCUUUCGAAACAUUCGAAACUAUUGCUCGGUACUAUAUUCUCAAUUUAGAUCAUUCAAAUUUGUUUCGGAAGAUUCUCAAAAAAUUCGGAGUUUGGGGCUCACUCUGCAGUCUUCGCCGAUGGCUUUGCGGCGCUCCCGCUACCUGGUGAGUCCUAGCGCGAAGAGUAUCAUUUUGCGUGCCAAUUUGCCAUCCGUAGAUUGCUCUGAGGCCGUAGCGAGGCCGAUUACCGAAGUUACUGGCCCAUCCAGGUUAAUAGAGAGGGAGAUGAAUCCCACUUGUAAGAAACUUUGUGUUGGAAGACAGACCAAUUGUUAAGAAUAGGUUAAUGGCAAAGAUUUCCUUUGCCAUUAACCAGAAUCAGCAACAAUUGUUGUCGCUUCUGCGGAUGGCCCGUGCUUGUCACGAAGCAAACAUAGAAAUAGAAAUUUGAGAAAGUGACAAUAGGUCACCGUACCGUCGAGGAUGUGACCUUCACGAGGAUGGACCUUUAGGGCAGGAGCUUAAUUCUUAUGGAAUACAAGAGCACGCACGCCCGCACGGAUCGAAGUUUACCUAUUAUGAGGAAUGCCACUGCUGUCGGCGUCAGUUGUUCAAUGCGGACACCUUUUCAGGUCACGCCGCUUCCCUGUCCGCUAUGGCAGUGUUUAUAAUAAACCCAGCUCUGCGACCAUUUGCUGCUGGAAUCGAGGAGGCUUUCUUAACGCAAGAGCUUCAUUCAGGUGUCGGCGUUUGUCUAAAUCGGCCGGGAAUCUGAGCUCAACGCCGAGCCUCCGAAUGAGUGCUGAGCAUCUCGACCACAAGCUAGGGAAUAUGCGAGCCAUCGUGUAGCGAAGGGCUUCGACCACUGCGAGCGGGAACAUGAGUUCAUAAUUAGGCGGAGAUCUUAAAACCAUCACACGAGUACGAAGAGUUGCACCAGCAUAUUACAUCUGUGCUCUGAAACGAAAGUCAUGUGCGCAGAAGGGGCUUCAGUUUUCUAAUUAAAGUGGUAUGCCUUGAGAAACACUCCAUGAGGCGCUGUCUUAUUUCCGACGGACUGUCUGCAGCUGCCAACGAGUUUAGAGUGAAGAAUCGGUGGCGUGCAAUUUUGUUUUCCGUGGUCGAGGUGCCAAGUUUUUCUAAGUAUUGGUUCAGCUGAGAAGUAUACCCUCACAAGCAAGGGUAAACAUGAAGUCUGGUCCUUUCAACGAACAAUUUAUUACAAAGGCCAGGCUCUUGUCGUUUCUCAAUGUAGCACUCAGCGUAUCCUUUCCAGGACGUGUUAUAUGUAAUAUGAAUAGUCGGGAGACAAGGAGAAGCUUGUCAUAGGAUAGAUGACUCUUAUUGAUAUAGGGAUGGUUUCCCAGUACCCCUCCGUACCUGGAAUCAUCACUGACAGUCUCUGACGCUAAUGACUCAGGUCCUUAAUGUUUAGAUGUUAGUGUUGGAUGGUUCUAGUAUGAUGAGUGCUACAUAUCCUAUUCAGAUUAGAACGUCUGAUUUAGCUACUGCUAGUGGACUCAAAGCAGAAAUCUGGAUCCUUCACAACAAUAGUUCAUCCUGAAACUGAAUUCAGAAGCCCUCUUAAUGCUAAAAGCAGGAUGGUGGAAAGUAUCACAUACAAGGUACUUCCGCACUGGGUACCAAACAGACAGCGGCCGCAGUAAUGAGUUACUGUUGCACAAGAUCCAGCCUUUACAGGAACAAAAACUCACACUAAAGAAUGAACAAAAUCAUGGAGGAAUUGCAAUGCAGUACUCUGUUGCAUUCAAUAUCCACAAAAUAGUUGUAUAUGUACACUCUGAGGUG